Messenger RNA from Dissoconium aciculare CBS 342.82, 941 nucleotides. RefSeq lists its product as uncharacterized. NCBI's taxonomy places the organism in Eukaryota, Fungi, Ascomycota, Dothideomycetes, Mycosphaerellales, Dissoconiaceae. The coding region runs from base 1 to 915 and encodes 304 amino acids. The record is from RefSeq and is a predicted model, not a curated record. The transcript is spliced from 6 exons.
AUGACUAGGGCGGGCAUACCCAUGUGCGCAGCGUGCAGUAUCAGUAUCAGCACGAGUGCUGAUGGUAGGGCAGGCAGGCCCGGUGCCGGACGCGAAGCCGUGCCAAGCUCGUGCACAGUUCACAAGGAAACCAAUACUUACAAUGCCUCCCUCUCAUUCGCAGAUUGUCCCAUAGCGGCCCAUCUAACAGCGACGAUCACUGUCAUACUGGGCAACGACUCCUAUGGUGCCAACCGAUGCCAACGUGGGAAAUUGUGCGUGGUGUGGUCGGCCGGCGGUGUGACGCUUUUCCAGUCUAGGGCAUCGUUGGAACAAUCUAUGCGGGUUGUAGAUGUUGGUGACGAGCAACAGUUGGCAUGUAUGUCACGGCGGCAUGUGUCUGUUUGUUCCUCAUUGACGAAUGAUGUCGCUCUCGUUCCAAGACUGUUAACCCUUGCGUAUGCCGUGCGCGAUGGCUGCAUCGAGGCAACGAAUGCACCUCAUCAGGAUUCAUGCUCUGACUUGAGACCACUAGAACAAAAGGGUGGCGAAGCAAAUGGUGAGCGUGCAUUGGAUGACCGAGAGGGAGAAAAGACGGCAAAAGCUCGCACUUUUCAUCUCGCCGACGGCCCCAGAAUCAGGACUGCCCAGAUUCCUUCCGACACAUGGCAUUCCCACGCACGCGUGCUGCUCGUCGGCCUACCCAUCGAUCGGCGCAUUAGUUCUGCCACGGGGUUCUUGGGCUGCAGGAUCCACAGCGUCGCUAGAACAUUCAUUGGGCGGCCAUCAUUUUUAGGCCUCGCGCCCAGAUCUCCUAUGAACAGAUGUGAUUAUGAUGCGGUCAGAUCAGGCCGGGCUGGCCCCUCAGGCUCAAUUCAGCCUGCAGGAUUCUGGUCCGCAGAUGAGCUGCUACACGGCUUCGCGUUUGUUCCAUGAACAAUAAUGCGUGUGCUGCCAAAACG